CUUAUUUGCGGUCCAAGGCGUACACGCUAAUUCCCCCAGUCUUGGGAACGCCUAGUCUCGGGUGCCGUCUUUUUUAUUAUUAUUCGUCUUUCCCAUCUGACUGACCCCCCUUCUCUCUUGAGCAACCGCUCUCUACCGCUUUUACAAAAAAAUAUUCCCUGUCACUUUUUCCCCCUCCGUCCUCCUACCUCGAGAGCCCUAAACUUAGGCGAUGCCCCCACAACUAUUACCGGCUUCGGCCGCCGCUUUUGCCCCCCGAGCAUCAUCCGUCAACGUUGUCUUGGGCUCAAAGGUCGAACCGUGGUUGACGCAAACUCUCAAGCGCAUUAACAGAGUCAAGAGGCCGUUGAACAGCAUACCGCAACAUCAAAGAUGCUUGACCGAGACGUUGUCGUCGCCGAAUGCGAUCUGGACUUUAACUUCGCUGAUGCUGGAAAAGGCGCCCGAGUCGGAUUUGCGCAGGGAUUCUAAUCCGUUGAUAGAGGCCAUCUUCAACUACCAGAUCAUACACGUCGAAGCUUAUAUCGUUCACGUCGACAUGGUAUUGCGGAAUGAAGUCGCUUACAAGCUGACGCCCGGCUCGAUAGAAUCGCUCAUCGAGUAUCACAAGGAAAUCUACUGCGUUAACGCUAAGGCUGACACUUACGACUGGCCCGAAAAGGAGCAGCACGCUAAGAAGUUACACGAAGACUUUGUCCAGGCUAUCAACAAGUUUGUUUUCAGGACCCACGUUUCUGCUCUGGAAGGAUUAGAAGAGGAGGGAGCUGGAGAGUUGCUUUGUGGGAAGAGCGAGGAGGUCAAAAAUAGCAUCUUGGGAUUGUUGAAUAAACCCCUGCUACCGCCGCCGCCGAAGAUCGUCGAUGUUGUCCGCCAACCGCCAUUGCUGCCCAGCUCGCCCAUAGGCGCAAACAUUUGGUCGCAGUCUACCCCUUCACCCGCGAUGCCCGCCCCGGUUGAGCCAUGGCGCGUGUUGCCUUCUAGCCCUAGCGUCACGUCUUCUGUAGAGUCGACUACACCGAUAUGGGCUAACAUGUCGCUACACGAGAUCCAAGUACCUUCGCCCACCGUACCGUAUAGCCAGCCAUAUUCUACGGCAGGGAUGUUUUACAGUUCGCCAAUGGUGACGUCCCCAAUUCCGGCGCUGCCGCUUCCCAGCAUGUUGGCGUCGCAAUGUGGUGUAGGUGUUGGAUACGGCGGCUUCGGCUGGGAUCGAUAUCAAGAGUAUACGACAACCAUAUGACAACCACCGUCUACCACGGGGGAUCACCACCCAGUGGUAACGACCUCGUAAACGAUUUUGGUUCGGGUUUCCCUCAGCCCAAGCAAGGGAUAGGGAUCCGCGGCAUAGAUCUCAUCGCAUCCCCAAGGCAUACCGGCGUUUUGCAUCAACCAGGAGCGAACUCUCGAUCGUUUGACAUAUAUAAUAAUCGGUGUUUUUUUCUUUUUAUAUCUUCUCUAUGUUUAGCAAGCGAGCGUCUGAUCUUUUACCGGGAAAUAUAUCCCCUAUAUAACAACCGCCAGCUCGGUCAUAGGCUGUAUUCCUUUCACCUCAUCAUGUCAGGGACUGGGUGGGUUAUCUGAUUGCAU
Messenger RNA from Annulohypoxylon truncatum, 1587 nucleotides. RefSeq lists its product as uncharacterized. The record is from RefSeq and is a predicted model, not a curated record. The transcript has a single exon. Bases 212 to 1240 code for a protein of 342 amino acids. Lineage: Eukaryota; Fungi; Ascomycota; Sordariomycetes; Xylariales; Hypoxylaceae.